Molecule: messenger RNA, 1216 nt
Organism: Hyaena hyaena (striped hyena)
Lineage: Eukaryota; Metazoa; Chordata; Mammalia; Carnivora; Hyaenidae
Gene: PAGR1
Product: PAXIP1 associated glutamate rich protein 1
Exons: 4
Coding region: 232-996 (254 amino acids)
Source: RefSeq, a predicted model, not a curated record
AACCUGCUGAGUGGUGUGCGCAUGCGACGACCCGGUGGCCAUCUUUACUGUGGGCCGAAGCCAACUGUGCCCGAGCCUACCUGCGCAUGUGCAAUCUUCCCCUCGCUUUCCUUUUCCAAGUAGCUUUGGCUAGAGCGGAGCCUUCCGCGCCAUCUCUAUGCGCCUGCGUACUGUGACCCUGCGCAGCCCGGGAGGCGGGUCUUAGCUCCAGGGCCCCUCCCCUAGUAGCCUAUGUCCCUUGUUCGGGGUCAUGGAGACAUUUCGGCCACCACGGCGGCGCCUCUGUCUGAAGAAGGGGAAGUGACCUCUGGCCUCCAAGCUCUGGCCGUGGAGGAUACCGGAGGCCCCUCUGCUUCGGCCAAUAAAGCCGAAGAAGAGGGGGAAGGAAGCCGGGAGGAGACCGAGCAUGAGGGGUCUGGGGCUGAGGAGGUGCAGGGAGAAGCCCCCAGUGCUGAAGGGGAAGAGCAUGCCACGGGAGAAUCCGAAGACUGGUGCGUGCCCUGCAGUGAUGAGGAGGUGGAGCUGCCGGCGGAUGGGCAGGCCUGGAUGCCUCCUCCCUCCGAAAUCCAGCGGCUCUAUGAACUUCUGGCUGCCCACGGUACCCUGGAGCUUCGGGCUGAGAUCCUGCCCCGCCGGCCACCCACGCCUGAGGCCCAGAGUGAAGAGGAGAGAUCCGAUGAGGAGCCUGAGCCCAAAGAGGAGGAAGAGGAAAAACCGCACAUGCCUACAGAAUUUGACUUUGACGAUGAGCCAAUGACACCAAAGGACUCCCUGAUUGACCGGAGACGCACCCCAGGGAGCUCCGCCCGGAGCCAGAAACGGGAGGCUCGCUUGGACAAGGUCCUCUCAGACAUGAAGCGACACAAGAAACUAGAGGAGCAGAUCCUUCGCACUGGCAGGGACCUCUUCAGCCUGGACUCAGAGGACCCCAGCCCCACCAGUCCCCCUCUCCGGUCCUCAGGAAGUACUCUCUUCCCCCGGCAGCGGAAAUACUGACUGCUGCUGCAGCUGUCGCCUUUAGGAUGCAGGGUGUAUGCCUGCGGGAACCUGGGCCCUCCUUCCCUCACCCAGGGGGCUGGGGAAGAGGAGAGACUCCCAAGCUCCUAACACCGCACCUUGCCAGGCGGAGGACGUGUGUGUAUUUGUUUUCUGUUGAACAUCUCUUUGGAGAACCGGCGCUGAAUUUUCUGAGUCUAAAAUAAAAACAACAAUAUUA